Molecule: messenger RNA, 1134 nt
Organism: Ornithodoros turicata
Lineage: Eukaryota; Metazoa; Arthropoda; Arachnida; Ixodida; Argasidae
Product: A disintegrin and metalloproteinase with thrombospondin motifs like
Exons: 8
Coding region: 364-1134 (256 amino acids)
Biological process (GO): proteolysis
Molecular function (GO): metalloendopeptidase activity
Source: RefSeq, a predicted model, not a curated record
GCAGCACUGACGCACUUAUCUUUAAGUUGCAUUAUCGUUUUUGUCUCUAACACAAUUGCAAUUUUUUGGUCUCAUACUAGUAAAGUGGUUGAAAGUGCGACCUCGUCUUUCCUAUUCUGUUCUAACCCAGUGUCCCUAUUGAUUGUCGCUAAGAAAUGGAGUUCUACCAACCGGCCCUACUUUUUCUGUUGAUAAAAGUAGCAGACUGACGAGGAGCAGUACUUCGUCGUGCUUGGCAGUGGACAAGAUGGAAAGAAGCCUAGUAUCGAAAGCACACUUUCCGAAUUCAAAAAGUUUUACAAGAGGAACCACAGCGACAUAUUUUAUAAAGUGGACCUGAUUUCGUUUCUCACAGGGCGAAACAUGUGCUUACGUGAAGGAAUCGAGACAGAUUGCGGCGUUUUGGGUAUGGCUAACAUUGCGGGUGUAUGUGUAGAUGGACGUUCGUCUGUCGUGGAAGACAAGGCCUGGUCUUUCACAGUUGUGCGUGGUUUCGCACACGAGUUUGCUCACAACCUCGGGUGUGUCCACGAUGGCGCAGCACCUUUUACGCGUGUGCCAGGCCAUCCAGGCGCUAAAACAUGUCUAUGGGAUGAUGGCUUCUUGAUGACUCACAUUACUGCGGAAAACCAGUUCCAAUUCUCCAACUGCUGUGCUGAACAGAUUCGCGUCACUUCGCAACUCGAAGAGAAGCUAUGCCUGUUUUACAACAACAGCGACAGCAGUGAUCGUGUUGAAACUGACGCUCUACCAGGAAACAUAGCAUUGCUGGAUAAAUAUUGCGAGAUCAGAUUCCCACAUUGGGCUGACUUCCACAUUAAGUUCGAUAGCGAGACGGGCAUCAAAGCUGAUUGUCGUGUUCCUUGCAUAGGCAAGAAGGUGAAUGACGAAGGUAAGCCAUUGGUGAUUAGAAAAGCUGCACCCCAACUGGAUGGCUCCCCUUGUGACCCUCAAGACAAACAAAAGUUGUGCAUUGGAGGAGUGUGUAAACGUCCCGAAGUCUGCCAGGGCUGCACCAAGCGUCCAUCACAACCAAAAAUGCCAACAACAACAACGACAAGACGGACAAGGGGUACGAGUCGAGGUGUCUUGUAUAUUACAUACACGGGUAAAUUAUUUCCCAACGGAAAAUAA